ACAGACACGCCUCCAUACCGCAGACUAGCUCCUGCACAGUUUCCGCUCUCCCGAAAAAAAUCGACGGCAAAAAAGUGUGAAGAUUCUUGAAAAAAGCCAAACAGAAUUGGAGAAUUUGUGUUUAUGAGCUUUUCGGAGAAAUUAACCGGAAGACAGAUUUACAUGGAGAGUACAUGAGGAGAUGAGAGUGGAGGAUGAGUUCGACUUUGUACGGUGUCUCAACUUAACCCUUUACUUACAGUGCCAGUAGUUCGCUUUCUUGACUUUGAAUCCCUCACUUACCAUGGCUCGUGGUUGUGUCUGCUGUGUUAAAUAUAUGUUGUUCCUCUUCAACCUGCUCUUUUGGUUGAGUGGGUGUGGUUUGUUGGGUGUGGGGGUAUGGCUGUCAGUGUCUCAAGGCAGCUUUGCCACCCUCUCGCCCUCGUUCCCCUCGUUUUCUGCUGCCAACCUCAUCAUCACCCUUGGUACCGUCGUCAUGGUUACGGGGUUUCUGGGUUGCCUGGGCGCCAUCAAGGAGAACAAGUGCCUUCUUCUAAGUUUUUUCAUUGUAUUGUUGGUUAUUCUCUUGGCGGAGCUGAUCCUUCUCAUCCUAUUCUUUGUCUACACAGACAAGGUGAGUGAGAACGCCGGGCGUGACCUGAAGGAGGGGCUGGUUCUGUUCAACACUGACAACAAUGCAGGCCUCAAGAACGCUUGGAACACCAUCCAGUCAGAGUGGCGGUGUUGUGGAGUGACGGGGUACAAAGACUGGCACGCCGCCCUGCUGGAGGAGGUGGUGCCAGACAGCUGCUGUCAGGACAUCUUCCAGGACUGUGGUCGCAAUGCCACCAACACAUUCUGGACAAGGGGUUGUUACGAGAAGGUGGAGGAGUGGCUGGAUGAUAACAAACACCUGCUUGGCACUAUAGCUAUGGGUGUCCUGGUGAUACAGCUCUUGGGAAUGGCCUUCUCCAUGACUCUGUACCAGCAGAUUCACAGAGCUGGGAAGAAAUAUGAAGCCUAAAUACACACACACACACUGUGCCACUCAAACCAUUUCUCUUUGUUGUGCAACUCACAGAAAACACUACAUCUGCUGGCACCAAUAUAUGUACAGUAGAUAAGAAACAUAGUCAUGCAUGCCAUAACAUUUAUUUGUUUUAUACACCAUUGUAUAGUUUAAUCCACCAUUUGUCAAAUCCAUGUUUAUGAUCAGCAUUAUUAUCAGAAUCUGUACUUUUGUUAAAGGGAUGAGAUGUAGUCGUUGGUACUGGUUGGACAGAUUCAUUCUUAGUGUGAGAAGGAACACCCAUAUCCCUACCAGAGUAGAAGGAUGAUGACUUGAACAUCAAAUGAAGAGGAACGAGACCUAUGUAGAUACAGUAAUAAUGUACUGAAUGGGUCCAUUUUGUAAACCUGUGUUGUAUACUAAAAAGUGUUCAAUAAAAGCAGAGAUUACUCUGGAGAAUUGUU
This is a messenger RNA of Osmerus eperlanus (European smelt), 1452 nucleotides long. RefSeq names its product tetraspanin-9. Gene Ontology annotation, cellular component: plasma membrane. The record is from RefSeq and is a predicted model, not a curated record. Bases 284 to 1003 code for a protein of 239 amino acids. NCBI's taxonomy places the organism in Eukaryota, Metazoa, Chordata, Actinopteri, Osmeriformes, Osmeridae. The transcript is spliced from 9 exons.